This is a messenger RNA of Trematosphaeria pertusa, 2682 nucleotides long. Its product is annotated as kinase-like protein. The transcript is spliced from 7 exons. Gene Ontology annotation, molecular function: protein serine/threonine kinase activity; protein tyrosine kinase activity; ATP binding. The record is from RefSeq and is a predicted model, not a curated record. Gene Ontology annotation, cellular component: cytoplasm; nucleus. Bases 1 to 2682 code for a protein of 893 amino acids. Gene Ontology annotation, biological process: peptidyl-threonine phosphorylation; peptidyl-serine phosphorylation. Lineage: Eukaryota; Fungi; Ascomycota; Dothideomycetes; Pleosporales; Trematosphaeriaceae.
AUGGAUCAGCAGUGGACUACCUACUCCGAGCCGCCCGCUGCGAGCCGCCAGGCGCGGUAUGCUCCACACAACAUGACCACCCCCCAGCAACACCAGCGAGACCCGAAUCUACCACCGCAGAUCAAGCAGGACCCAUAUGCUUCCCCCGCGGCGCCCUCGCGGACGAACUCAAUGGCGCUGGCCUCGCCCGGCGGGCCCCACACCCGCGGCCCAGAAUACAAUGACGGAGACGGCGAUGUGCCCAUGGAGGAUGCAGACCCGUACAAGCCCAAGUACGGCACGACGCGUCCGAACCACCAGCACAGGCACUCGCAGCAGUUUCUGCAGCAGGUGCAACAGGAGGAGAGCACAGCCGCGCGGCGAUAUUCGCCCAUGAACCUGUCGCCGACGUCACCGUACAGCGGCAGCACGCAGCAAGGCGGGCAGAACUACACGAGCUUCUCGCCGCAGACUCAGGGCAGCAACCGGCAGAGUCCGACGAGGAACAACCCCUACAUCUCGCCGCCGAACAGCUAUUAUUCUCCGCCAACUUCUCGGCCGCACGCGCCCCAACUACCGCCCAUCCAGUCCAACAUGAGCCCCGAGAGCUUCUACCCGCAAUCAGCGACUGCGCAACUCAACGCCGUGUACAACAGAGAGGCGCGGUCACCGCGCACCACGAACCCAAAUCCUCCGCAGCUGCCCCCGAUAGGGCGGGGACCCGUCCCGAAGUUCGACAAGUGCACGAACACUGCCGAGCUGAAUGCGCAAAUCAACCAACAGCCGCCAUUCCGCCGCGCUCAUCCUGAAGGAGGCUUUAUUAGCCCCCUGCAAGCCUUAACGACGCAUCUGCCCGCAACGUACAGGAUAUGCAAUCCCAACUUCAAGUACGAGUCGUCCCGCAACCCGCGCCGAGUCCUCACGAAACCGAGCAAAGGAGUGAAGAACGAUGGGUACGACAACGAAGACAGCGAUUACAUCCUCUACGUCAACGACAUCCUUGGUUCAGAAGACGCAGGGCAUAAGAACAGGUACUUGAUACUGGAUGUACUCGGCCAAGGUACUUUUGGGCAGGUCGUGAAGUGCCAGAAUCUCAAGACGCAAGAGGUGGUCGCGGUUAAGGUCAUCAAGAACAGGACCGCAUACUUCAACCAGAGUAUGAUGGAAGUGUCGGUUCUUGACCUGUUGAACAAGCAGAUGGACAAGAACGACGAUCACCACUUGCUGCGACUGAAGGACACAUUCAUCCACAGGCAGCAUCUCUGCUUGGUGUUCGAACUCCUCAGCGUUAAUCUGUACGAAUUGAUCAAGCAGAAUCAGUUCCGCGGGCUAUCGACGACCUUGGUCCGCGUAUUCGCACAGCAGCUGCUUAACGGCCUUGCUUUGCUGGGCAAAGCGAAACUGAUACACUGCGAUCUGAAACCCGAGAACAUCCUACUCAAGAACCUCGAAAGUCCAAUCAUCAAGAUUAUCGACUUCGGAUCUGCGUGUGACGAGCGACAAACGGUAUAUACGUAUAUCCAAUCGCGGUUUUACCGUUCACCCGAAGUGCUAUUGGGUUUGCCAUACUCAGCAGCGAUCGAUAUGUGGUCACUCGGCUGCAUCGUGGUCGAACUGUUCCUAGGCCUGCCGCUCUUUCCCGGCUCAUCUGAAUAUAACCAGGUCGCUCGAAUCACGGAAAUGCUUGGUCUGCCGCCGACAUGGAUGCUCGAAAUGGGAAAGCAGUCUGGCGAAUUCUUCGAGAAAACGCACGACGAAUACGGACGAAGAACCUACCGCCUAAAGUCGAUGGAGCAGUACUCCAGAGAGCAUGGGACAAAGGAGCAACCGAGCAAGAAGUACUUCUCUGCUACCACUCUGCCCGAGAUCAUUAAGAACUACCCAAUGCCUCGGAAAAACAUGAAAGCAAACGAGAUUGAGCGAGAAAUGCAAAAUCGGCAAGCAUUCAUCGAUUUCGCUCAAGGAUUGCUGAACCUCAACCCGCUCGAGCGAUGGACUCCUAAUCAAGCAAAAUUACACCCGUUCAUCACGCAGCAGAAGUUCACUGGGCCAUUCGUGCCGCCCAUGACGAUGCGGUCAGGAUCCAGCAGAUCUCCUGCUCCAGGUGUACAGGAGCAGCAGCGGUACGAGGGCCUAAGCAAACAACGAGCACAGGCGCAGCAAGCUGCCGCAGCACAGCAGCAAGCACAACAGGCGGCACAGACUGCCGCGUAUGCUAAUAUGCAAAUGAAUCAGUAUGCCGCCCAGAGUCCGCACCCCCAAGCGCCAAACAUGUACAAUAGCAUGUACAGCCCGAACCAUCAGGGCGCCCCUCCACCGUACCCCGCACAGCCUACCUAUGGCCAGCAGAUGGGGAUGAUGCAGCCACAACAACGACAGUACAACCAGCCUCAGAAUUUGUAUGCACAAGCUACAACACGCGCUGGAAGACAACGGGCAUCUACGAUGGAUCAACAACAAUCUGGAAUCCCUCCGGCAUUGCAGAGGGUCAUAAGUCACCUGGACCCGAACCAACCGAUUCGUCUGCAGCCAUCUCCGGCGUAUUAUCCGCCACCACCAGAUGGUGCACCGGAAAGUGCAAGCAGCGCCCGAAGAAGGGGUUCCCGGGCCGGAGGGCAUGGCCAGCGAGAACCGAGGAAUUUCAUCCGGAACUUGGAGGAUAGGACUCUCGAGGAGGGUUUCAUGAAUCAGCAUUGGCAAUGA